AUGAUCUACAAGAUCGGCGCCAUGAGGCUGAUUGCCGCUCUAGGCCCCUUCAUUGUCACUCUGGUUCAAGCUGGCGGCGGCGGCGGCGGCGGCGGGGAGACCACUACCCCCUGUGCUGCUGGAUGGGUAGACUGGUCAACCAGCUAUGUUACCGUCCCGACGACGAUCUACUCGACAGUGUACUCGACGGAGACCGACUAUACCACUGUCACUACUACCUCUGUGGAGAUCCAGAUAACGACCAUUGUCGACACCAGCUUUGAGACCAGCUACAUCAGCGUCCCAGUAACAGUCCCAACAACCAUUGUCGACACCAGUAUCGAGACGAGCUAUGUUAGCGUCCCAGUGACAGUUCCAACGACCGUUGUCGAAACCAGUGUCGAGACCAGCUACAUCAGCGUGCCAGUGACAGUUCCAACAACCAUCGUGGCUUCUACCACAAUCGUUAGUCCAACGACUAUUGUCAGUGAAAAGACCAUCACGAGUGUUGAUGUGAGCACCGUGACAGACGUUACUACCACCACGGUCGUUUCAUCAACUUGCCCACCUCCACCCCUGACUGGCCUGGUGACUUGCACCUCUAGGACCGUCAACCCAACAUACACUCCCAAGGCUCCUCUACCGAGCAACUACCUUUGGGGUUGUCCUCCUGGGACCAUCUGCACGCCACCUCAGAUUGACUGCAACUGGGAACAGAACCCACCUGCGGAUGACUACGUCUGCAGUCCCAAAGAAUGCAAGCCACUCCCUGAUUUUGACAUCCCUACAGACUGGAACACGACAUGGCCGAACCCAACCGAGGCCGACUGUGCAUGGUACGAACCAACCCUGGGGUACUUCCACCUGGACCCGAGGCUGUUUGAUCUUUCAUUCGCCAUCUUCGAUGUGUACGGCCAACCAGUCUGCCCUGCGGCCGCCGCCCCGCCGCCCUCAUCAACGACCAGUGGCUGGGCCGACUGGACCACGCCAACAGCGACCCGGACACCCAGAUUCCCCCGGCGAGGCAGCAAGAACAUCCUGGCUGAAAUCGUCAGCCGGCAGUCUCUGGGGAUUGCGCCAGCCGCCUGCUACGAGGUCUUUGACAAUACCCAGCUCGUCGCGCAGCUUACUGGUAAGGUGUAUGAUCAGCUUUGCCUUGACCAAACACCCUUCAUGAAAGGUGUCAGAAGUUGCCAGGCUUGUGCCGCAACUAACGGCGGCGCGUCUUCGACCACAACAAGCUUUCCCAAGCUCCUCGCAUAUUUUAACUGGUGUCAGAGUCAAGCUCCGAGUAAAUGA
Exophiala spinifera is the source of this 1278-nucleotide messenger RNA. RefSeq lists its product as uncharacterized. Lineage: Eukaryota; Fungi; Ascomycota; Eurotiomycetes; Chaetothyriales; Herpotrichiellaceae. The transcript has a single exon. The coding region runs from base 1 to 1278 and encodes 425 amino acids. The record is from RefSeq and is a predicted model, not a curated record.